This is a messenger RNA of Perca flavescens (yellow perch), 7119 nucleotides long. It is a transcript of the gene rapgef6, whose product is annotated as Rap guanine nucleotide exchange factor (GEF) 6. The transcript has 31 exons. The record is from RefSeq and is a predicted model, not a curated record. The coding region runs from base 382 to 5436 and encodes 1684 amino acids. Gene Ontology annotation, biological process: small GTPase-mediated signal transduction. Gene Ontology annotation, molecular function: guanyl-nucleotide exchange factor activity; protein binding. NCBI's taxonomy places the organism in Eukaryota, Metazoa, Chordata, Actinopteri, Perciformes, Percidae.
UCGUCAACUCUCCACACUCAGAUCGGCAGGAGAAGGAGGGAUCUAAAUCUGAACUCCUGGAUCUGACUGACGCUGGCUACUGAGGUGGAUAUUUCCUUUUAACAAAAAUGUACAGGAUUCAAGACAACUGGUCCCAUAGAUUUAACUUUCUGUCACACUUUGCUGGAAUCUACUGUUUUUCGGACGCGCAGUAACGUGAGUUAAAAGUGUUCUAAUCUUCUGGAGGAGAAGGAGCUGCUCGGUAAACUCCAUCCAUGCUCGACUCGGCGAGGACAAGAUCCACGGAGAUGUGAGUUUGUUCAGCUCGGCGAGGAUAAAAGAGCAACUAGGAGACGUGAAUGUGAGGCUACCUAAAGAGGAAGUAAAAGGUGGAUUUGAGUUAUGAAAAUGACCGGAGCCAUGGAAACUUCUUUCAAACUGGCUUUGAAGAAACCGCCCUCUCUACGGACAGCAGAGGAUCUGCACACUAUCUACAGCCACCUCUACCACAUGGACGUCCUCUCUCACCUUAGGGAACAUCAGCUAAGGUCGAUGUGUACCUCGGCCAGGUAUGAGAGACAUGAGGCUAACCACGUCCUGUUCCACCCAGACAGCAUCGCUACCUGUUGGUACAUCCUGCUCUCUGGAUCUGUCUUCGUCAAGGAGCACAUGUACCUGACAAGGUGUUGCUUUGGCAAGCAGCUGGGGGGCAGACGAGGCUGUGAAUGCAUCACUUUGGAGCCGUCAGAAAUGAUUGUGGUGGAUAACGGCAGUGAGGGGGACGACAGUUUUCUGCAGAGAGAAGAAUCCCAACGGAGGUCCAGACGGCGCUUCAGGAGGGUCAACCCCAGGGGAGAGCGGGAACUCAUCACAGACGGCCAAGAACCCGCCGGCUACAACACGCUUCCUGCUGACCUUAAUAAGAUGCACCUUACAGACCACGCCCAUCAGCAGGUGAUGCACAUGCCUCCCAGCCAAUCAGGAUGCAGUAUCGCCAGCGACUCAGGGAGUAGCAGCCUAUCAGAUAUUUACCAGGCCACAGAGAGCGAGCUGGGAGAUGUGGACCUGUCUGGACUUCCAGAGGCUGCGGUGGACAGCGAAGAAGAGGAGGAAGAUGAGGACUUGGAGAGAGCUUCAGAUACUCUUCUGGGCCGAGACCUGGUCCGAGAGAGUCUGGAAAAAGACCCAGCCGACCGCAACGACGACGACAUCGAGCAACUACUGGAGUUCAUGCACCAGCUGCCUGCCUUUGCCAACAUGACCAUGUCCGUGCGGAGAGACUUGUGUAGCGUCAUGGUGUUUGAGGUGGUGGAGCAGGCUGGCACCGUCAUGCUACACGACAAACAGGAGCUGGACCUCUGGUACGUUAUCCUAAACGGGGCAGUGGAGAUCAGCCAUCCAGAGGGAGGAGUGGAGACUCUGUGUAUGGGCAACAGUUUUGGCAUCUCACCCUCACUGGACAAACAGUACAUGAGUGGAGAAGUUCGCACCAAAGGGGACGACUGCCAGUUCGUCUGCGUCGCCCAGGAGGACUACUGGCGCAUCCUCAACCAUGUGGAGAAGAACACACACAAGGUGGAGGAGGAGGGGGAGAUCGUGAUGGUGAAAGAGCACCGCGAGCUAGACCGCAGCGGGACCAGGAAGGGACACAUUGUCAUCAAGGGAACCCCGGAGCGUCUCAUCAUGCACCUGGUGGAGGAACCGUCGGUGGUGGACCCCACCUACAUCGAGGACUUCCUGCUGACGUACAGGACCUUCCUGUCAAAUCCCAUGGAGGUCGGCAAGAAACUGCUGGAGUGGUUCCAUGUUGACAGCCUCCGGGACACGGUGACGAGAAUAGUGCUGCUGUGGGUCAACAACCAUUUUAAUGACUUUGAGGGUGACCCGGCCAUGACACACUUCCUGGAGGACUUUGAGAAACAUCUAGAAACCACCAAAAUGAAGGGCCAUUUGCGGCUGCUGAACAUAGCAUGUGCAGCCAAGGCUAAGUGGAGACAGAUUACUCUGCAGAAGGCGUCCAGGGAGUCACCGCUCUACUUCAGCGUUCAGGGCGGUAGCGAGAGAGGAUUCGGCAUCUUUGUUGAGUCGGUAGAAGUUGGGAGCAAGGCAGCAGAAGCCGGACUCAAACGAGGAGAUCAGAUCAUGGAGAUCAAUGGUCAGAAUUUUGAGAACAUCUCCUUCUCCAAAGCUGUUGACAUCCUGAGAAACAACACACACCUCUCUCUUACUGCCAAAACCAACAUAUUUGUCUUCAAAGAGCUCCUCAGCAGGAUUGUGCACGAGAAGAAAAACGGCGGGCCUCACAUUCCCAAGAUCCAGGAGAAAAAAGGCAAUCGCUUCUCCAUCCCUGACCUUCCUGGAGACAUGGAGUUUCCUACAGACCAUAAGAGCACCAGGAAAAUGAAGGCCAACACUGUGUCAGGCGGACGAAACAAGAUCAGGAAGAUGCUGGAGAAGACGCGCUUCAGCAUACUGCCACCCAAACCAUUCAGUGAUGGUGGCAUGGGUCAGUCUCAGGACGACAGCAUUGUGGGUACCAAGCAGUGUCGUCACAGCGUGGCCAUCAUGCCCAUCCCCGGAAACCUGUCGUCCAGCAGCCCCGACCUGCUUCACCCGGCCUCUAGCGUCCUCGACUUCUCCAACCCUGCAGACAUCCCAGACCAGGUGAUUCGGGUGUUCAAGGCCGACCAGCAGAGCUGCUACAUCAUCAUUAGUAAGGACACUACCGCCAAGGAUGUGGUCGCCCACACUGUCAAUGAGUUCGGCCUCCUUGCAGCGCCCGAGACCUACUCGCUGUGUGAGGUAUCUGUUAGCCCAGAGGGAGUCAUAAAACAGCGGCGUCUGCCCGACCAGCUCUCCAAACUGGCUGAUCGGAUUCAGCUCAACGGCAGGUACUACCUGAAGAACAAUAUGGAGACGGAGACGUUGUGUUCAGACGACGAUGCACAAGAUCUCCUCCGAGAGAGUCAGAUCACUCUGCUGCAGCUCAGUACCAUGGAAGUCGCUGCCCAGCUCUCCAUGAGAGACUUUGAGCUCUUCAGGAACAUCGAGUCCACAGAGUACGUGGACGACUUGUUUAAACUGGACUCUUCGGUGGGAAGUGGGAAUCUGAAGCAGUUUGAGGAGGUGAUAAACCAGGAGACCUUCUGGGUCGCCACAGAGAUCCUGAAGGAGCCCAACGCCCUGAAGAGGAUGAAGAUCAUCAAACACUUCAUCAAGAUUGCCCUGCACUGCAGGGAGUGCAAGAACUUUAACUCCAUGUUCGCUAUUAUUAGCGGUUUGAACUUGGCACCAGUGAAUCGGCUACGGAGCUCGUGGGAGAAAUUGCCCAGUAAAUACGAGAAGCUAUUUGUAGACCUGCAGGAUGUCUUCGACCCGUCCAGGAACAUGGCCAAGUACCGCAACGUCCUGAGCAGCCAGAGCAUGCAACCACCCAUCAUCCCACUGUUCCCAGUGGUCAAGAAGGACCUCACCUUCUUGCAUGAAGGCAACGACUCCAAUGUAGACGGUCUUGUGAACUUUGAGAAGCUGAGGAUGAUCGCCAAGGAGAUCAGACACGUGGUGCGGUUGACCUCGGCAAACAUGGACCCUGCCCUCAUGUUCAGACAGAGGAAGAAGAGGUGGAAGAGUUUAGGGUCUUUGAGUCAGGGCAGCACCAACUCCAACAUGCUGGACGUGCAGGGCGGUGCCCAUAAAAAGCGAGUACGUCGCAGCUCGCUCCUCAACGCUAAGAAGCUUUACGAAGACGCCCAGAUGGCCAGAAAAGUGAAGCAGUACCUGUCCAACCUGGCGGUGGAGAUAGAUGAGGAGAAACACCAAAUCAUGUCCCUGCAGUGUGAGCCGGCUUACAGCACCCUGUCUAAGAACUUGAGUGAGAGACGAUCCACCAAGUCGGACAUGUCUCCAGUGUCUCUGCGGUCGACUCUGCCCUCGGGGAAAACACAAAACAGGGUGUCACAAGUCCUUCAGGUCCAGGUCCCUCUGAACCCUCUACGGAAGAAGAGCACUGCCAAGGACAUAGGUCCCCCCAACUCCCACUCUCCCCAGGUGGUGAAGAAACCUCCAGUGAACUCGUCAGAGGACUGGAGUACCAAGAGACCAUCUGAUGACACCGUCUCCACCAUCUCCUCCCUUCACUCCAGCCCCACGGUGUCGCCACAGGGCUCCCCACGCAAAGUGGGAGGCGUGGCCAAGUCCCAGAACUCCAGCCAGAUGAACUUGUCCGGAUCCUCGUCGUCACUGACCAGCGACGCCAGCACAAAAGCCGGCACCAACAGCCUGCGGAGCUACGGCAUAGGUUACGCUCUCCUGCCAGCCGGUAAAGCAGACAACCUGUCGGACUCGAGUCACAGUGAGAUCUCCUCCCGCUCCAGUAUCUGUUCCGUCGACUCCGUGCCGGCUCCUGGGUCUGACGACCGAUGUAACAGCAGCAACAGGACCUAUCAUGCUGCUGCUGUUAAUACUACUGCAAAUACUACUACAACUUCUGCUCCAGUUGUUGAGAGCACAGCAGCAACGCAUGCAUAUUUAAAUGCUGAGUACAACCAGCCCAGCACAAGUUCCUCGUCAUUGGUUCGAGGAUAUGUUUCGCGAGCCUCCACCUUCACCUCCUCCAUCUCGACGGAGGAGCUGACCCCGGACCUCACCUCUCUGGACUCUGUGGCGGACAGCGGCCGCGGCAGCUGGACGUCCUGCUCCUCCAACUCCCACGACUCCUUCCAGAGCCUCCCCCCCUCCUCUUGCCGGCCCUGGGACCACGGCAUCCACGGGCUCCCGCACACGCACCUGGGCGCCUUCAAGCACACGCAGCUGGCCGGGCCAAUAGCCGAGGUCGAGGGCGCCGCUUAUGCCUGGGCGAACGAAGAUGCCACCAAGCAUCACUCCCGAAACUCCAGCUCAGAUCUGUCCAAUCAGUCGCGGCAGAGCUGGGCGUCGUCCAGCUCGCUGUCGGACACCUACGAGGGGAAUUACGGGACGAUAAAGCGGCGAAACACCUCGGAGCACCCCUCCUCGCCAACCAACGAGGAAGGAGGGCAAAGCACAGACCCUGUCUACAAAACGGUGACGUCAAGCACAGAGAAAGGCCUGAUAGUCUACUGUGUAACAUCCCCCACCAAGGAUGAGCGUUACCGAGCUCCCCCUCCCACCCCUCCAGGCUACCAGGGUCUGGCCCUGGGGGAUCUCGGCCUCACAGACGGAGUAGUAGGUGGGCCAGGAGGUCUCCUCCCUAGGCCUCCUCACCUCCGACCUCCCGACUACAGCGUGGCCCUGCAGAGGAGCAAACUCCUGCAGAACCCCGGAGCGGCCGGAGGUCUGGCUGAGGCGCGGAGGCUGGCUGGUAACCAUCACCUCCACCACCAAGAGGCCCGGACAGCCGGCUCCAGACCGCCCAGCAUCUGCCUCCCACCAAAGGAGCUGGCUGACAGCGAGGACGAUGAGCAAGUGUCAGCAGUGUAAAAGACAAGUUGUGUCGAUCAGGCUUUGGACUAAACCAGCAGCCUGCCAUAAAAACCUAUCAGAGCACAUUCUCCAAGCCCCGCCCCCACACAGCCCUUCUGUGACAUCACCACGGACCAUGAUGCACCUCUCGGCCAGACCAGUGGGUCUUGUGACCUCCCUUCUCCACCUCCCAAGACUUUUACAAUGAACUCUUUUUAAACCCAUUUCACAGAAACAAAGAAGAAAAGAACGAUUUUAGAUACUUUUAAAAAGCUCUUAAACAAAGCAGAAGAAGGCUGGGGACGGACGUAAAAAAACAAAGGCUUCCUCGGAAUCCAACCACCAUGUACCUCCAUCUUGCGUUCACAUUGGUUUUUACAGUUUUUAAAUGUUGUAAAGUGAUUCUUUGUCUUAUUUUCAGUUGCAUUUCUGAGCUUUGCAAAGUUUUAUGUGAGAAGAGUGAGGAGGAGGAGCAGACAAAGGGAUAGAAAGCUGCAGUCAGUAGUUUAAAUAUGACGGGCAUCAGCUCGUGGGGGAAUUCUGUUGUUUUGCUGUUUUUGUUCAUGGUUUGCUCUCAGCUCAAAAGAAGAUGAAUGGAGAUGAAUAAGAGACAAGAUUUUGAGGUUGUUUAAGGGGGUCUUUAUGGGCCUCUAUCAAACCCUGGCACUGAUGAUUUAUUUUACAUAAAUAAGAUCAGUUUCUAAACAAAUAAAUCAAAUGGAAACCAUAUUUUUCACUCCUCCUAGGGAGGUGAAAAACAAGAAAUUAAACUCCUGAAGUAGCAGCCAGAGACCACGUCCGUUUGUGUUUGCCACCUAUUGUACUUUGUUGAUCUUGACAGAAAGAAGACCAAAAAAAAAGACAAACGGCAUCUCUCAGGCAGUUGUGUGUCUUCAUGUCACGCUCUCCGCCACCCAAUCACCUCUCUUAUUGCUCGUUCAGCCUGACGCGAGGUACUUUAGCGGCAUGCUGCCUCCUGGAUGUUCCAUAAAAACUAUAUUAUAACUCGUUUUUAAUGAGCUGAAGAACAAAUGCCUCGCUGCUUCUUGUAGAGUAAAACGCGCAUCGUUAUUUUAUUGCUGCGGCUGUGUUAAAACGAUAAAUUAGCACUGUGUGGUCGCGCAACGUGCAUGGAGAUGGUGUGCAUAAAGACAAAGGACAGUGUUUACACCGACGCUUACACAUUUUGUUUACAGUGUUUAUUGGACUAGUUGUCUAUUGAAUUACAAGCCGAGAUGUUAAAGUGUAACGCUUUAGGUCCAUUUGACCUUGUACAUUUGUUUAUAAAGCAGCAGGAAUAUGAGAUGCAGCAAAAGCUUUGACUGUGUGCUCCCAGUGUACCUCUCGUAUCGGUUUAGCUUCUUAUUUAAAAGAACGAGCAACAAAACUAGUCAACGGAUAAUGUAUUUUAACGCCUGGCUUGCAUCUCCAUUCCAUGUUCAUAGUACAUUUUGUAGAAUAUUUAAAGGAUUUGCUUGAAAAAUUGUCUAUUUGUAUUGAAAACCGAAGCAAAUUUGUACAUUCGGAGUAAUGUUUUGGAAACGGAAAAAUUGUUUUAAAUUGUGUUUAUGUGCAGUGCAGCAAUGGUGUAACUGGAAUUAGUUCUUCUUUUCUUCUGCUGUCUGUCUGGCGCUCUUGUGAUGCUUCUUUUGCAUUUUUUUGCCACACAAAGACUUGAAAUGAUGAAUGCUAAUAUAUAUA